GAGUCAGACAGAACUUGUGACGGAAGCGAGCAGCAGGUCGACUCUCUGACGGAGAAAAACUGAACAGUUUCUCCUUCAAUCCUCCUCCUCAGCUCCGUUUGUCGACAUGGACUGCGGGAUCCUCACGUCGAAGACCAUCCUGCUGUUCCUCAGCUUGGUGUUCUGGGGCGCCGGGGCAGCGUUGGCCUACGUCGGGGCCUACAUGCUCAGGAGCUAUGACACCUUCGAGAGUUUCAUCCAGGACAAGCAGACGCUAAUCCCAGCCGCCAUCGUCAUCGGCAUCAGCGUGGUGAUGUUCAUCUUCGGUCUGGUGGGAUGCUGCGCCACGCUCCGAGAAUCCAAAGUUGGCCUUUGCUGUUUCUUUGUGAUCAUCAUGCUAAUCUUUGCAGCUGAAGUCACAGCUUUGGUAUUUAGCUUCAUCUACCAAGGGAAGAUAGGUGAAGGCCUGGAGAAAUCGAUGAGUGAUGUGUAUGACAAGUAUGAUGGGAAAAAUCCAGAGUCCCAAGCUGUGAAUCUACUGCAGAGUGAAUUGAAGUGCUGUGGUGUCUACAACAUGAGCAGCUGGCUCGACACACCCUGGUUCAUCGCUAAUAAGACAAUACCUCUGUCCUGUUGUAAAAACACAACGCAGUGCAACGGUGAACCGACUCAACCCAACCAGUUUUAUUCAGAUGGUUGUGAGCCCAAAUUGGUGAAACUGCUGCACGACACUAUGACCUACGGCAUGCUGGUCGUUCUUGGGUUUGCCAUCAUCAAGUUCUUUGGAAUGCUGAGCGUCUGUGUGAUAACCUGUCGAAGUAACAGCCGAAGAAARGGCUACCAGGCGAUUUAUGGCUGAAGCACCAACGGGAUCCACCUCCUUGUCUUGUUCUGCUGGGUUCGCUGACUGCUUCAGUUUCGUACAGAACCAUCCAUUCCUCUUCCAACUUUAAAGUGCAUUUAAAUAGUUAGAUAGGAAACCUUAUAAUCUGAACGGACUCGUAUCCCAGCAUGCCUCCACACGUGUAAUCAACAGAACUGUAGCUCUUUCUAAGUAAACUUUUGUUUAGAAAUGGACAUGACUUUUUUUUUCACAUUUUUCUUUCCUUUUUUUUUCUUUUUUUUUUUUGGCAUUCAGUUGCUGUGAGAGAGUCUCAUUUUCUAUAUUCUCUCAGCCCAGUUAUGGUUUUAAUCUGGGGGAUAAAACAAAUUAAUGUAAUGUAGUAAUCUGAAAAUUUGAUUCCAUUCGGAUUUUUUGCUGAAAGUUUUUUUUUUUUUUUUUGAUUUGAUUUUAUUUUUCUGAUGCAACUUCUCGUUUUGACAUAAUCUGAUCAGAGUGCAGCUGGCAUCAAGGUCCUGUAUUUGUUCACCGUUCUGCUGCGCUGUGUAGAUAGUUUUUGAAGGACAUUGAUAUUUGAAUGUGCUUUAAUGAAUGACUUCAAAUUAGAUUUUAGGUGUGAUUGUUGACACAAGGAUGGUGGUUUUUUUUUUUUUUUUGCCUUAUUUAGGGUUGCAAUAUUUAWAACAAACUAAGAAAACGUCACUCUGUGGUUAUUCACUGUUCUGAUAUUGGUUCUAGUUUGGCUCUUACUGUGUUUAAUUUUAUAAGUUAAAAAGGUGAAUAUUUCAUUCACAUUGAUAUUAACUUCGGUGUAAUUAUAUCCCAUCRUUAUGUUGAUUUGUCUUGCUGUUCAUAUUAAAAUCUCCCUCGUUACACACA
Austrofundulus limnaeus is the source of this 1699-nucleotide messenger RNA. It is a transcript of the gene tspan36, whose product is annotated as tetraspanin 36. NCBI's taxonomy places the organism in Eukaryota, Metazoa, Chordata, Actinopteri, Cyprinodontiformes, Rivulidae. Bases 107 to 838 code for a protein of 243 amino acids. The record is from RefSeq and is a predicted model, not a curated record. The transcript has 7 exons. Gene Ontology annotation, cellular component: plasma membrane.